Spodoptera litura is the source of this 1592-nucleotide messenger RNA. The record is from RefSeq and is a predicted model, not a curated record. Lineage: Eukaryota; Metazoa; Arthropoda; Insecta; Lepidoptera; Noctuidae.
CCACCGCUGCGCGAGGCGUGGUGGCCGGCGCCACGAACGCCGCUCAGCCAGUCAAAUAGUCACCGUCGGUACGGCCGUGUGUAUUGAAACCGCACUGGCGCUGGCUGCCAGUGUGCGCCAAAACGCCCGUUAACGCGGCUUACGUUGGCGAUUUGCCUCAACUAUCUCUUACACGUUUCCUUAAAACCUGUGUCUGUAAAGUGUCUGUGCACGCGUUUCGAUGCUCUUCUCUCCUAUCGCCGUCGAGGCGAUGAAGUGCAAAGAGGAAAACUGCGAAGUCGGCGUGGUGCUAGAACACAACUCCUUGAUCGUGCUAUCUGUUGACAAGACCAUCGUCUGCCUAUGCGGAAGGGAUCGGAACAAUCCCUUCGAGCGCGGCAAGCUACGCAAGCGAGAGGAGCAUUCGGCUUCGGUGCACCCAGCUGAAGUCCUUCAGGCUGCGCCUGCAACUCAGCCGGAGCCACUCGCCUUCCGCCAGCAACCGCUGUGGCAGUUCCCGCCGCCGCUGCCCCCGCCUUACGUCUAUCCUCACGAUCAGGACAAUCUCAUGCAGCCGCACGGUAACGAGCGUGCGAGUUUCCGCAGUCUUCGCAAGAACAUCGGUGGUCGUUGGAAGCGACUAGUGAAAAAGAAGCCUGAACAGGAAGUUUACACGAUCCCGCCAGAGCUCAAGCCACAGCUCAAACAAAUAUACGUGUAUUAAGCACACGGACUAGUAAUUAUAGCUGAAGCAGGAUACUUCGUGGCGUUGAUCUAAAGGCGAUGACAUCAACCUCAACUCGACGGUUGUAAAACAUCAAGUUAUAUCAUUACUCGAAUAUCAAAAUUGUAAACCUGCACGGCUCGACAGCCUCUAAUUCUGAACAUAUCCUUUCGACCAAUUAAUUCUAAUGACCAAUGUUACUAAAAUAUUUUCUUUUCAUUCACCACUUCAUUGUGAUUUUAAAGCCUAGAAAUUGUAUUAUUAAGUAUUAGAAUUUGAUGUUUGUGAGUGUUGUUCCGUUGCAGAUCGUAUGAGAGUGAUAGUCAAAUGAAUUUAGUUUAAUUAAUUUAAAGCUAUGAAUGUGAAUUAGGAAGAUGCGGUCGCGCAUACUAGUGACGAAAAUCCAAUAAUUAUGAAUAAACAAUUAUGAUGCCUUGUUAAAUGUAAUUUUUGACUAAGUAGGGCAUUUCGUAGUUCAUUAACUUAUUGUAGACAUGAUCGUAUUCGUAAGUGAACUCCGAUCAAAAUAGUUUAUGAACUUAUACAUAACUACUGUAUGUAUAUUGUGUGAGAGCUGAGGUUUAAACAUCUUAUUGUUUGAUGCAGUAUUUUUAGAUCAUUCAUUUUGUGUUGCGAGUGAGACUGAAUAAUGGUACAAUUUUAAGUGUAACGUGACAUUGAAAUUUUCGAAUAAAAUACAAAUAUUUUCUGAUAUUAUUGACUAUAAGUAUCAAAUAUCAAACAAUAUCACGAUGGAAUAUCAAAUGACCUAGUUGUUGAAUGUUGAGUUGCUCGAAUUGCUUUUGUAGUAUAAUUAUUCAGAUUUUCGCCCGGUCCUUACUGUGAUAUAAGUAAUUAAAAUGAAGGAAUAAAGAAGUUAUUGACAGAA